Molecule: messenger RNA, 294 nt
Organism: Phytophthora sojae
Lineage: Eukaryota; Oomycota; Peronosporomycetes; Peronosporales; Peronosporaceae
Exons: 1
Coding region: 1-294 (97 amino acids)
Source: RefSeq, a predicted model, not a curated record
AUGAGUUCAGGUUUUUCUUAUCCUAGCCCGAUAUUCACAUCGCCGAUUUAUAAUCCGGCAUUCUUUCUCCAAUUGGAUGCCAGCGGGUUUCUAACGUAUGACUAUGCUCAGACUCUUUAUCUGAAUAAGUAUGACUAUCGCUUGACGUACAUUACUGGUGUCUCUCAAGGCGUAGCAUCACCUGGUGUAGCGCUUGUCCCUGGAAGUGGUGGGAACAUCAGCGGUCUUGGAGGACUACGCUGUAGUAGCCUACUGUUAAUGGUGCUUCCGUUUCAGGCGUACCAACGUAUGUAG